CUGGGUUUCAUUCCCACUUUUUGUAAAUAUAAAUUAUUGAACGUGGUUUGUAGCGAAUAGCUUUCUUAUGUCGCGCAUUCACUCACAUAUACGUGAAAAAUUCAUUGAAAAAACUACACUUUGCAAAUUUCCAAGAAAUAUAUGAAAAACAAGAUUGUAAUAAAGCAGAUUUGCUAAUCAGUGACUUUGACUUGAUUAAUCGGCAUAAAAUUAUUUCAUGCGUCGUCUUAUGAUCUGUUAUGAGAUUUAAUUGACUUAUAACUUAUAAACUGCUUGAAGAGACUAAGUACAACGAUGCCGAGCUUUAUUAAUAUUUUCUGCAUCACCUUGCUCACCGUAUGCUGCCGGCUCGAAGCGAAAUAUGUGCCCGGUGUUUCCUAUAUCGACAAUGUCGUGCUCUACUACAACAAUGUUUCAGGCAUUUGGACCUGCGACAGACGCACUUACCCUUCCGGCACAUUUGGUUGUCAGAUUUGGAGGCUUAACACACCCAACAUUGCGAACGAGUUGAUGUGUACUAACGUCUGUUUUGAUAGCGACCGCAACAUUAAGGGUCUUAUUUUGACAUACACCCAGACUAUGUUAAAUCCGAAAACCGUGUAUGUAUUCGUGGAGUCAUAUGCAGGUGCAAAGUCGGUGUGGACUUCGGAUUACAGUUUAUCUCUGCAGAGUAUAAAUGGGACUAUUGCUCCAGGCGAUUGGCCCGAAGUGCAAGAGAUCGUUAGAGCAAAUAUGAAGGACGUCGAUGAGUCGAGUGGUCAGUAGGAUGAAAUAUUCUCAGACUUUCAGUAGAGGAGCUGUACUUUUUCUGCUUCUCUUGGUCUCUGAGCGAAAUGAAUAAGUAGAUAGUUUGAAAUUAGUUUUUGAAUUCACCUUUUUCGUUUAAAAAUUUUUUAAUGUGUUUUUUUUUUUCCUUUGUGAGUGAUAAAUUUGAUGGCUUGUAACCAAUGAAUCAAUUUUCAGCCAAGCUCCUCUUUUAAUAUGUGAGUGCAUGUCAAUGUUUUUUUGUAACAAAUGGAGUGUCCUGCAGUUAAUAUGCAGUUAAUGCAGCUCCGAACGGCCGCUGGAUUUUUAUGGGGUGUUUUUGAUUUUAUGUAAGAAAUACGCUCAGAGUGGUUGACACUAUCUGCCGAGGAGCGACCGCAAUUAGAAAAAAUAUCAGAGCCUUCCGUUUGAUACUACGUACUGCUAUCAUAUAUAGGUAUAACAGUAUAUAUACCCAGGAGCU
This is a messenger RNA of Ceratitis capitata (Mediterranean fruit fly), 1228 nucleotides long. RefSeq lists its product as uncharacterized. Lineage: Eukaryota; Metazoa; Arthropoda; Insecta; Diptera; Tephritidae. The transcript has 3 exons. The record is from RefSeq and is a predicted model, not a curated record. The coding region runs from base 295 to 765 and encodes 156 amino acids.